CAUAACGGUGAGCCCCAACAGAGCUGCAGAAGGGAACCGGAAGCGGUGCUGGGGCGUCUUGUAUGUGCUUCCGGCGAGGCCCUGGAGGCCGCUGGUAGCCAAGUGGUGGGCUCAGCUGUCCCAGGUUCUCCGGAAAAUGUUUUACCACAUCUCCCUGGAGCAUGAGAUCCUGCUGCACCCGCGCUACUUCGGCCCCAACCUGCUCAACACGGUGAAGCAGAAGCUCUUCACGGAGGUGGAGGGGACCUGCACCGGGAAGUAUGGGUUCGUAAUUGCCGUCACGACCAUUGACAAUAUUGGCGCAGGUGUGAUCCAGCCUGGCCGAGGUUUUGUCCUUUAUCCAGUAAAGUACAAGGCCAUUGUUUUCCGGCCCUUUAAAGGUGAGGUCGUGGAUGCUGUGGUCACUCAGGUCAACAAGGUUGGACUCUUCACAGAAAUUGGGCCCAUGUCUUGCUUCAUCUCGAGGCAUUCCAUCCCAUCAGAGAUGGAGUUCGAUCCUAACUCCAACCCACCAUGUUACAAGACGAUGGAUGAGGACAUUGUGAUUCAGCAGGAUGAUGAAAUACGCUUGAAGAUUGUGGGAACACGUGUAGACAAGAAUGACAUUUUUGCUAUUGGCUCCUUGAUGGACGAUUACUUAGGACUUGUGAGCUGAGCCUUGUUUGGUCCUGAUUUAGAAUGUGAAACUUUCACACUUGCUAUACUGUUCAGAGGUUCAGUUUGGCAAAUGUGGGGGAGGAAAGGGUCCUUGUCCCCAACACUGCUGGUGCUUUGUCUAGCUUAGCUGCUGUGCCAAGACUUUCGACUGGCUGUUCUAACCAUAAAAUGUCCUUGGUUCUCAUGGAAGUGUCUUCUCUUGGUAGGAAUAAUGGCUUUAUUAUUGUUGUUUGCUUGCUUUUGAGAUGGCUUCUUAUAUAACUUGUGCUGGCCUUGAA
Molecule: messenger RNA, 935 nt
Organism: Nannospalax galili (Upper Galilee mountains blind mole rat)
Lineage: Eukaryota; Metazoa; Chordata; Mammalia; Rodentia; Spalacidae
Gene: Polr2g
Product: RNA polymerase II subunit G
Exons: 8
Coding region: 137-655 (172 amino acids)
Biological process (GO): positive regulation of translational initiation; positive regulation of nuclear-transcribed mRNA poly(A) tail shortening; transcription initiation at RNA polymerase II promoter
Cellular component (GO): P-body; RNA polymerase II, core complex
Molecular function (GO): single-stranded DNA binding; single-stranded RNA binding; translation initiation factor binding
Source: RefSeq, a predicted model, not a curated record